Molecule: messenger RNA, 1632 nt
Organism: Closterium sp. Yama58-4
Lineage: Eukaryota; Viridiplantae; Streptophyta; Zygnematophyceae; Desmidiales; Closteriaceae
Source: the annotation of a GenBank genome assembly
AUGGCGUCAGUCACAAGCUGCGUGAGUCGGCCGCGUCCGUCAAGCCCUGUCUCCUCCACCCGUCGCCAAUCCCAUCGCGUCUUCAACACAGCCGGUCAGAAUCAUCAAGGGAGCUUCCAGCCUCUCCCGCGACCGCAAUGGCCCCUCCAACAGCGCCAGCCGCCGUUAGGUGCUCCGCCGCGACAGUCGUCGCCAUGCCGGCCGUCGUCGCCGUGCCGGCCAGGCCCUUCUUUCCAGAGCAACGGCGCUGCAAGCAGUACUUCUUGGAGAGCAUUUACGGGAAGCGGAAGGCGAGACGGCUCAGCAACCAUCGAGAGAGAGCUCUCCGAGGAAGAUCCGGCGACGGAAGGACUUGCUCUGCUCGCACCUCCCUCCCUGCCUCCCUCGCUGCUGCUACCGACAGACUACCUCUCUGUUGAGACUCUAGGGGAAGACUCUCACCUGCUGGAAAAACUGGGGAUCACGCUGAACGGGGGUGUGAGGAAGCCUGCUGCGCUGACUGCUGCUGGUGCUGCUGGUGCUGUUGAUGUUGCUGGGGUUGACGUGUUGGAGAAUGACACGGGGAACCAGAAGAACGAGAUGCUGAGCAAGAUCCGGCUUCUGGCGAGAAAGGCUGGGCAGCUGCGAGUGAAGGAAGAGACCCGUGAACAGAAAGAUCUGCGGAUGGAAGAGCAGAAAGUAUCAAUGGCGGAAGGGGAGAGAGGAACGGUCAAUGAAAAGUCGCAGGUUGAGGUGGAAAAGCGAAUCGUAGAACAUGAGGCUCAAGAGGGAGGAGGAUUCGACGGCGAUCCUCAGCAUGGGUUCAAGAUCAUCAAGGAAGAGCUCAAGUUCUCUCGCUUCCUCAAGAUCUACAGCCGCGUCGUGGAGCACCCGUCACCGCCUCUCGUGCAGCAAGAGCCACAGCAUGCCGCUGUACCCGGCCUCGUCACCCCCACAUUCGACCAGAUAACAGCAGCCACUGCAACAACUUCAGCUGGCGCAGCUCGUGCAGGUAGCGGACAUGCGCACAGGGCGUCUGGUGCGAGGGGCCCGAUCGUGGCCGCCUGUGCCGCAGGACCAGGCCUGCAGAGCACCUCUUUUCAGCAGCAGCAGGGUCAGCAGGGGCAGCAGGGGAAGCAGGAGGAGGGAACAAGGCAGGGGCGCGGGCGCAAGGUGGUGGAGUAUGACAUAGUGUCGUCCGCCAGCAGUCAUUUCAUCUGCGUGCUGCCCUUCCACUCCGCCACCCAGUCCGUCACCCUCCUCAAGGAGUACGCCCAGGGUGCCAACAGCAUGCUGUACACGCUGCCGUGUGGGGGUCUCAGCCGCUCGCAUGCAUCACUGGAGGAUUGCGUUCGGAGUGAACUGUCCGAGGAGGCUCGUCUGCGUGGCGGCCGACUCGUCAGACUAAUCCCUGAGGACCACCCGGGCCUGCUGGAGGUGAAGUGGUGCAAGAACCGCUUCACUCCCUUCCUGGUCAUCGACCCGCUGCCCGACCCCACCCCGCUCCCACGCGACCCGGAGGAGUUCAUCCAGGUGCUGCACCUGCCUGCUCGCGACCUUGACAGGCUGGCGCUGGGCGGUGACAUGCUGCUGCCGUCUGUUGUCACGUGCACCAUGGCAAUGCAGUAUCUGAGGGAGCACAAGUUGCUGUGA